UGUUUUAGAGUUCUUUUGUGUAUUUAACGUCCGUUUAAUUUAGUGUAUGCAUAAAUAGUGUAUUAGUAAGUUUUUUUAUGAACUGGACGAGUUAUAACGAUGACGAUGAAUAUGGAAACAAAGGAAGAAUUAAACAAAAAGUCACCGAACACCGAUCACGAUGUUUUGGAGACGAUGCUUACAUACAUCGGUGAGAUCGGCCGCUACCAGAAGUUCCUGUUUUGCGUGAUGCUGCCCUUCGGGCUGUUCUUCGCUUACGUGUACUUCGUGCAGAUGUUCGUGGCCGCCACUCCGCAGCGCUACUGGUGUCAUGUACCAGAGCUCGCGCACUUGGAUUUGGAGCUGAGACGGAAUCUUUCGGCACCUGGAGCCAUUGAGGGCGGGGAUUGGGAGCGGUGUUCGACGUUCCAAACCAACUGGAGCCUGGUGCUGGAGACCAUGGCGCCGCCCGGAAACGACACCCCCACCGGGCCGUGCCAGCAUGGCUACGAUUUCGAGCUUACUGACAUUCCUUAUCACACGGUAGUAAGCGAGCGAGGUUGGGUGUGCGAUAAAUCAAGCUAUGCUCCAAUGGCACAGUCGAUAUUUUUUGCGGGAUCAUUUGUGGGGGGUCUGCUGUUUGGGUGGUUAGCAGAUCGAUUUGGAAGAAUACCCGCUUUAGUUGGAUCCACUAUGAUCGGGUUUGUAGGCGGAGUUGCAACUAUAUACACCACUGGAAUAGUAGACUUCACCAUCGCGAGGUUUCUGGUCGGCAUGGCAUACGACAGUUGUUUUAUGAUGAUAUAUAUUUUAGUUCUUGAAUACAUCGGCCCUCGGUACCGCACGCUGGCGGCCAACUUGUCCAUCGCGCUGUUCUUCGGCGCGGGCUGCGUGUCGCUGCCGUGGCUGGCCUUGUGGCUGGCCGACUGGCGCGCGCUGCUGUGGGCUACCUCCACGCCUAUGCUCAUCGUCCUCGCCAUUCCUUUCACGGUUCCAGAAAGUGUCCGAUGGCUCGUCUCUAGAGGACGCACUAAUCAAACAAUCCGGGUGUUCAAAACUUUUGAAAAAAUUAACCGCACUCAGAUUCCGCAGGAAGUGUUGGACGAUUUUGUUAUAGCAUCCCGUCAAACCCAAAAUCAGAAGCAUUCAGUGAGUGCCUUGUUUAGAAGCGCGCCGCUACGGAGGAUGCUCGCGUACAUGGUGGCGGUGUACAUGUGCUGCGCGCUCGUGUUCGACGGGCUGGUGCGGCUCUCCGAGUCGCUGGGGCUCGACUUCUUCCUCACCUUCACGCUCGCCUCCGCCACAGAAAUUCCCUCCGUCACGUUGCUGGCUCUUGUCAUGGACAGAUGGGGUCGGCGGAAGCUUACAGUGAUGCCCAUGGGAUUAUCGGGCAUAUUGAUAGGCAUUGCAGCAUUUCUACCUAAAGGAGUCCCGCAGACGACGGCCGCGGUGAUGGCGCGGUUCUUCAUCAACAUGUCGUACACGGCCGCCAUCCAGUGGGCCACCGAGAUGCUGCCCACGGGCGUGCGCGCCUCCGGCUCCUCGCUGGUGCACGUCAGCGGCUACGUCGCCACCGUCUUGUCGCCUUUCAUCGUCUUCUCGGAACGUUACUGGAGCUCGCUGCCACUGCUGAUCAUGAGCGGGCUGGCCGUGCUGGCCGUGGGCUGCGGGCUGAUGCUGCCCGAGACCAUGGGCCGGCCCAUGCCGCAGACCAUCGCCGACGGCGAGGCGCUCGUCCGGAACUACACCUUGUGCGGAAAAAUAGAAGAAAUCGAAGAAGACGAAUUAAAGGAGAUGAACAAAUUGAAGGAGCCCAUUAUGUAA
Molecule: messenger RNA, 1803 nt
Organism: Cydia amplana
Lineage: Eukaryota; Metazoa; Arthropoda; Insecta; Lepidoptera; Tortricidae
Product: beta-alanine transporter-like
Exons: 12
Coding region: 100-1803 (567 amino acids)
Biological process (GO): transmembrane transport
Cellular component (GO): membrane
Molecular function (GO): transmembrane transporter activity
Source: RefSeq, a predicted model, not a curated record